ACAUCCUCUAGAUCACUCGGCACCUGCAUAUUUUUUAAGAUUAUCAAGGGUGAGAUCCCAAGCUUCAAGCUCCCAGAGACAGAAACUUCUUACUCAUUCCUUGACAUUAGCCCCCUCUCCAAGGGCCAUGCUCUGAUCAUUCGUAAAGACCACGCGAAAAAGCUGCACGAGCUCACAGACGAAUACCUUAUGGAUAUGCUGUCCAUCGCCAACAAGAUCGCCACUGCACAAGGGCUUGAGAACUACAACAUCCUCCAGAAUAACGGCCGCAUCGCA
Molecule: messenger RNA, 276 nt
Organism: Suillus plorans
Lineage: Eukaryota; Fungi; Basidiomycota; Agaricomycetes; Boletales; Suillaceae
Product: HIT-like domain-containing protein
Exons: 5
Biological process (GO): nucleotide metabolic process
Molecular function (GO): catalytic activity
Source: RefSeq, a predicted model, not a curated record